Tachysurus vachellii is the source of this 9490-nucleotide messenger RNA. It is a transcript of the gene cert1a, whose product is annotated as ceramide transporter 1a. The record is from RefSeq and is a predicted model, not a curated record. Gene Ontology annotation, biological process: ER to Golgi ceramide transport. Gene Ontology annotation, molecular function: phosphatidylinositol-4-phosphate binding. The transcript is spliced from 18 exons. Gene Ontology annotation, cellular component: Golgi apparatus. Bases 506 to 2341 code for a protein of 611 amino acids. NCBI's taxonomy places the organism in Eukaryota, Metazoa, Chordata, Actinopteri, Siluriformes, Bagridae.
CACACGCGCACACGCACACAGCGCGCGACUAAACCAGAGUUUAAAAAAAAUAACGAAACGGUUUGAAUUCCUACUAAAGUCGUAGAUUUAUUGAAGCGGUUUGUAAAGUUUCCUUAAAACAAUUCCAGUUCAAGUAACAGACAUUUUGGUCGAUGUCUUUUUUUUUCGGUGACAGUCGAAACCAAAAAUUUAACCUUCUGGCAGGAUUAUAUGGAAAAAGUUGCGUUAUUGAAAUAUUCUACUUCGGUGUGAUGAUAAUUCGAAACAAUAUUCUGUUUGUUGUGAUUUCGUUAGCUCGCUAGCUAGAGCUACUGUUUACUCACGUCGACCGAAGGAUUUACAUGAACUCUGUGUUGACAUCUGCGUCUCAACUCAGUUCGGCUUUAGUCAACAAAUACAUUAAAAGAACAGUUCCGUUCCCGAGUCUGGACACGGAAAGUGAAGUGUGUAUUAAACCGGAGAAGUAACAGCUGGUGUAAGAGAGUUAGCAGCCAGAACUCGUCCCAUGUUUGAUCAGAGUUCAGAUGAAGAUGUGGAUCCUGAAUCGGAGCAAACAGAGCAGCUCGCUGGGAUUCUCAUCAAGUGGACCAACUAUAUCCAUGGCUGGCAGGACCGGUGGGUUGUACUGAAGAACAACACGCUAAGCUACUAUAAGUCAGAGCAUGAGCAAGAGUAUGGCUGCAGAGGAUCACUGUGUCUCAACAAGGCUAUAAUCAAGCCUCACAAAUUUGACGAAUGCCGCUUUGACAUCAGUGUAAAUGACAACAUUUGGUACCUGAGGGCUGAAGAUCCUGAGCUUCGGCACCAGUGGGUUGAUACCAUUGAACUUCUUAAGGCUGAGUCUGGCUAUGGUUCAGAGACCAGUUUGCGGCACCAUGGAUCCCUGCUCUCCCUCACUUCUGCCACCAGUGGUCUCUCAACCACUUCCACAUCUUCCUUUAAGAAAGGCAGCAGUCUCAAAGAGAAGCUGGCAGAGAUGGAGACAUUCCGGGAGAUUCUGUGCAAACAAGUGGACACACUGCAGCGCUACUUUGACACCUGUGCAAGUGGAGAACACAGAGAGGAAUUCUUCAGGGACAAAGUAAUUGAGGAUGAAGAAGAUGAUUUUGCCAGCUUACAGCCAGGUAGAGACUACCUCCUCAACAAUAACAGCAGCAAAGCGAAGUUAUUCUCUAUGGCCAGCUCCAGAGGGUGCAUUGGCAUUGAUUUCAAAGGUGAAGCAAUCACUUUCAAAGCCACCACAGAAGGCAUACUCUCUACAAUGUCCCACUGCAUCGAUAUCAUGGUCAAACGUGAGAAGACCUGGCAAAAGCGACUGGAUAAAGAAAUGCAACAGAGAAAGAAAGUUGAAGAAUCCUAUAAGUCAGCCAUAACAGAACUGAAGAAGAAAUCACACUACGGUGGACCAGACUAUGAAGAGGGGCCAAACAGUCUCAUCAAUGAAGAUGAAUUCUUUGAUGCUGUUGAAGCAGCUCUCGAUAAACAAGACAAGAUUGAGGAGCAGACUGAAAAGUGCAGGACCUCUUGGCCAGUUACACUCAACUCCUCUCUUAAUGCUCACAAAUACACCAACAAGCCUCUUAGCCAUGCUUCCUCACUGUCCUCUCUCGACUUAGUCAGUGCGUCUGAUGACUUGCACAGACUGAGUGUUCAGGUGGAGGAAAUAAUACAGAGUCACAUGACUCACUCCUUACAAGAUGUAGGUGGAGAUGCUAACUGGCAGCUUCUUACUGAGGAGGGUGAGCUGAAGGUGUACAGGAGAGAGGUGGAGGAGAAUGGUGUCGUGUUGGACCCUCUCAAAGCCACACAUGCUGUUAAAGGGGUUACAGGUCAUGAGGUCUGUCAUUAUUUCUGGGACACAGCCUUCCGGUAUGACUGGGAAACGACUGUCGAAAACUUCAACGUAAUAGAGACAUUAUCAGACAAGGCAGUAAUUAUUUACCAGACUCAUAAGAGGGUGUGGCCUGCUUCGCAAAGAGACAUCCUUUAUCUGUCAGUUAUCCGCAAAAUCAUCUCUACCAAUGAGAAUGAACCAGAUACGUGGAUUGUGUGCAAUUUCUCUGUAGAUCACGAUGGAUAUCCACCCACAAGCAGGUGUAUCCGUGCCAAAAUCAACGUGGCCAUGAUCUGCCAGACGAUAGUCAAUCCACCAGAGGGCAACAAAGAGAUUGGCCGAGACAAUAUUCUCUGUAAAAUUACUUAUGUAGCCAAUGUUAAUCCAGGCGGAUGGGCACCAGCAUCAGUCUUACGUGCAGUUGCCAAGAGAGAAUAUCCUAAAUUCUUAAAGCGAUUCACAGCGUAUGUUCGAGAUAAGACCAGUGACAAAUCAAUCCUCUUUUAAAACAGGUUGCCAGCCUCCCUUAAACAUAUCCUUAAGAGGCCUUAUCCAUCCAUUCACACUCAAAAUCUCAACCUGAAGUGCUUCAGAGAACUACUUUACCCAGAAGUCUUUCAUUCGCCUUUUACAUGAAAUAGUAUUCUGGAUCAGGAAUAUCAAUGUUCAUAUAUAAGGUUCCAGACGGAGUAUUCAGGUAUUCAUUUUACACAAUGAUUAAAUGAACAGUACAGCCCUUGUUUAGGUUUUAGCAAAUGGAUACUUGUCUGUUUUGACUUUUAUAAGAGUUCAAGUGUUUACUUAUUGCAUUGUACAUAUUUGGAUUCAUGUUAUGUGCACAUUCACUAAUGUCUUUAUUAUAAUUAAAACUCUACAAACAUCUAAGGAAAAACUAAGUUAACAAAGAACUUUAAACAAAUGUUUCUUUUAGUGGCCUAUGUCUUAAUUUUAUGUAUGUAUGUAUGUAUGUAUGUAUGUAUGUAUGUAUGUAUGUAUGUAUGUGGUAGAGCUUAAAAAAUGCUGGAUGCAGAGGUUGAUAAACUGGGAAGCACUAUGAUUAAUUGGGUUGUUAGAUACUGACAAGAGAACAAAAUGGUGAAGAAUAAUAUUCAUUUUUGUGAAUGUUUUGUUAAACAUUUGACCAAAUAAUGCAGAACUACCUUUACUUGUGUAGCCCGUCUACUGUCAAUAGUUGUAGAAAGGUUCCCUGAGUUCUCAUCAAUGAACCUGUUUGGAAAUAAAUUAUAGAUUCCCGUUUUCAUGCAAAUUAAAUAAAUAAAGAAAACAAAAUACAAGUUAUAAAUGCUCUUUCCCCAAACCAGGGUUCGUACACAUUUUUACCAAUAAAAUUCCAUGACUUUUCUAUGACUUUAAGUAAAUAUUCAUGACCUAAUGUUUCAUGAAAUGUAUAUGUAUACAUGUAAAUAAGAAGAAAAUCCAUGUUACACUCAGAAUAUUUUUACUAAAAUAAAUGACAAGCUUUGUAGUGUAGAAUACAAAAUAACCAUUUAUUUAAAUAACUUAUUUAAAUAAUGUUAAUUAGGGACUUUCCCGCAUCUUUCUGCACUUGCUUCUGGAGUAUUUCGAAUACUUUCCAGUUGACGUUUGGUCCGUCCAUUGAGAUCUGGACAAGAUUAUUGAUUCUGAUCUCUGAGUGCAAGUUAUUCAUUUUUUCAGCGAUGUCUUGAGCUGAUGAAUGGCCCAUGAACUCUGAGCCGAUGUAUUUAGUCUUCACCUCGGACCCGUUCCAUAGCCUGACAUGCAUGUCUAACUGUUUAGACUGUAAAUAGUGAUUCAGACUUUCAUCAAAGAGCAUAAAAUAGACGCUUUGCUUCGAUACAUCUGUCAAAGUCAGUUUCUUAAAAUAAGGAGCCAGUCCAAAAGUGCAUAAAUAUGAGCACUUGCGUUCGCUGCGUGCAAAGCUGGCCGCUAUCUUGCUGUCUGGGAACAUAGUCUGAAGAAGCUGGCCUGUGUCUUCACAAGACUUGUAGGAAUAGUGCGAAGCCACCUUUAGCGCCCACAGUACCUCUGCAGUUAGGGUUUUGUUUCUGGAUACAGCACUCAAAAUGGUCCCUUGUUUUGCAGUAGAUGAGAGGGAACCACCGCAGCUGGGAGUGGGUGUCACAUCAGUCGCACGGGUGAAAAAGCCAGCGAUCAGGUUGGGAGCUGUUUAGCGUGGCUAGGCAGCACUGUCUCUCCCAUGUUCGAAAUGUCAAACGUUUUACGACACAGUGUACAUUUAGCACGUUCUGGGUCCUGAUCUUUCUCCAGCUACCCCUCAUACUUUACAUCAUGAAGCCAUACAUUUUUAAAUCUGCAUUUUCCUGGCAUUGCUACAUAAUACUAACAUUAGCUGAAACUGCGUUACCCCACGCAGAGAAUGUCAAGUGACGGAUCGUGCGAACGUUAACUAUUGUAAUGUAACAUGGGUGUUGGAACCAUUAUAUGUGGGUGGGACAGAACCCCUCCACUUUUUAAGACCAAUAAUAUUGGACCCACCCACUUUUACCGUCUCUAUUCAGCACAUAUGUCUGUUCACUUUCACAGCGCCGCCAGUCGACUCCAUUCUGCUUGAGGAAUGCCCUAAUAAAUUAAACUGUAUUCCGCGUUUUACCUACAGCAUUGACCACACUCCUGCUUCCUGAAAUCUAUGGGCAUUGGAACCAUUAUAUGUGGGUGGGACAGGACCCACCCACGUUUUAUUUGCUUCCGACGCCCGUGUAAUUUAACCAAUAUUAUCAACUAUAUUCGAAUAUAAAAGAUUGUGAAACAAUUUUUCCAUGACUUUUCCAAAACUCUCUGUUUUAAUUUAUUUUUCCAAAACUUUUCCAGGCCUGCAAAUUGUCAUUUUAAAAUUCCAUGACUUUUCCAGGUUUUUCAUGACCGUAUGAACCGUAUGAAAAUUUCACAUUAAAACACAAAUACUUUUUGGAUAUAUUUUAGCUCAACUCAAAUGACAAAUUAGCUCAAUUGCAUUCUCUUUUCUACCUAAAUAAAAAUAACAUUCAGAAAUAAGUGGUCAGAUUAUUUUAAAACAAAUCAACGUUGCGGGCCUGAUUCAAUGCUUGGGGUCAUUGAGACCAAAAACUCAGUGUUCGUUUUGCUCACACAGAAGCAUCAAAUGAAAACAGGAUGGUAACUUAUUCCACUUUUGGAGGUAAUCCAAAGAACUAUCGGUCUGUCUCCGUCCGCUAGCAGUUAACAAUAUCUGAGAAGUUGUUACUUGUCUCCGGAACCACAACAAUCCGAAAGAAAUGCGUUGAGCUGCGUUAGCUAGCAGUCUCUGCUCAUGUACGUUGCUCUGUUCCUCUCGCUGUACUGACAAGGGGGUCUCCGGAAAAUGCACGAACACACACCAAUUCUCAGUCUCUCAGAAAGGUCCGUACUCAGUCAAAUUAUCUUGCUGACAAUCGAAAGUCUGAGUCUUUACAAACUUUAAGCACUCAACAUCAGAGUUUACAUUUUAAUUCACAACUGAAACUAUAUAUUUUAACCUUGAUUAAACAUAAAUUUUUUUUUUAACAUUUUUUUUACAGCUAUCUUGUGUUUUUUUAACUGGGCUACAUCCUUCCCCUUCUAAAUGUCUGGUGUCCACAACAGACUUAUUUUCCUACUCCUAUACAGGAAAUGGGAAAGGUAGCUAACUGUUCUCUACAUUUCUAUCCUUUUCCAAUUUUAAUUAACACGCCUCUGUGUAUAAUGGUAAUUUGCUGAUCUCUGCCUUUACCUGGCUCAUCAUAUGUUAACCACAGGUUUCACUGCUCUCUUGGGACUGCUCUCUUCACUGCUCUCUUCAGCCUCUUAAGACUUUCUGCCUCCCAAAACUCUAGGAUUGUCUGCCUCUUUAGUAACUUCUGCAGCAGUAUUGCCUGAGUCUUUAGCUGAUUCUGGCUUUUCUUGGUCUGGAUCACUUUCAGAUCUCAAAGAAGAAUGUGGACUAGACUCCGGUUCCAUUUUAUUCAGGAGUUCCUCCCCAGAACUAUCAUCCUCCUGUUUGUCAUUUGGUUGUGGAUAAUCACUCGGCUCCACUUCUAAAAAAAGCUGAGGGAUCUACAGCACUCCUGGUUGCCUGGCCCAUAUUUCUUGAGCAUGUAUACCAGAAUCGAUUGGGUCUACAAUACUCAGAGGACGAGUCUGAAUCUGGGGACUCCUUUGAAAUUAUCUGAACUUCUGUGGGGUUUGGCUUUCUUCUUUUGUAAGUCUGGGCUCAGGUCUUUGGCCUGAUAGGUGACUCAUCACCCACCUCCGUCCAUGGGAGUGGUAUAAGUUGCUCUAUCAUGGAGGAUGUGUUCUCUAUUGAUUUUUUUGCUGCCUCAGGUUUGACCUUAUAAACAAGUCGAUUGGGCAUUUUUCCCACUACAGUGUAGGGAAUGUGACUCCAUCGGGUCUGUAACUUGUUUGCCUUUCAGCCCCCAGUUCUUGAGUAGCACUUGGUCACUGGUUUCCAGGGACUGAAAACUAACUCUUUUGUCAUAACACUUCUUAUUCCUUUGGUGAGUCUUGUCAGGGCAAGUGAUAAGCUCUCUGCAACUCUUCCUUCAACUUUUCCACAUAUUUUGUAUGUCCAUUUCUUUUCCCAACCAGAGAUGUAACAAAGCACACAUUUACAUGAAGUCUGGCUUCUCUGCCGAACAUAAAGUAGUAGGGUGAGUACCCUGAGCACAGGGGCGGUUCUAGCCCUUUUUUAGGGUGGCUCCAGCCCCCCUGUCUAUGAUCUCAGCCACCCUAAAACUAUAAGUAUAAUUUUUACUUUAAAAAAUAAACAAUAAAAAUUACGUAAAAAUGCAGGACAUGUCGUCUAUGGGAAAGAAAAUUAUUUAUCAGUUUGAUCCAAGAGCGAUUUUUUUUCACUUUUACGCGCGUGCGUUGUAGUCUUUCAAAAGUGCGUCAUCAGCUAUCUGCUCUAUUUGUACGGAGAAGCACAGACACGUGCAGCGUGCACGCGCAGUCAGAGCUGGAGGCAUUUAUCUAUAACAUUAAUCGGCGGAAAACCGCAAAGACGGCGACCAAAAGCAGUGAAAUUUCACUAUUCUUAUUACCAGAGUUGAUGGCACAAACAAAAUAUUAAUGCAAACAAUCCAUUCAAUACUAAAUAAAAAUAACAUUUAUUGAUUUGGUCUUUGUCUUGUGAAUAUUUUUUAUUAAUGACUGCAUUAAUUGGACACACUGUUUGUAGAGAAUGCAUACAUACAUGAACUGAUCUGAUUCAAGACUGGCAUCAUUACAUCAUGCAUAAAAUUUGGGUGUCCACUUUUGCCAUUUAAUAAUACCAUAACUUUUGGCUUACUAUGUAGUUAUAUUUCACUGGGGGCUAAGUCCCCCUAAAGAUGAAAUCCUAGAACCGCCCCUACCUGAGCAUCACAUUUGGUGCUAUUGCAGGCAUGGACUAAAUAUCCCACAUGUUGUCUCGACUGAUGUUUCUUUUCUUGGUUCAAGGUUCCUAACAUGGCAAGUAAAGUUCCGUUGAACCUCUCUGGCUGAGGAUCCCCCUGUGGGUGAUAUGGAGUAGGUCUUGGAUGAACUGACUCUCAAAGUCCCCAAAGAUUCCUGCUGGAAAAUGCAACUGGUUUUAUAUCCUCAGGAUAUUCCUGGUACAGAACAGCUCCAAGCUAGCAUCCACAUGUAGAAUGUAUGGCUGCUCGGCUAAGGCUAAUGCGUCAGGCAGCAGAUAAUCUGAUGGAAUGCAUCGUGACAAGCCUGAUCCCACCGGCUUCCAAAGGGCUUUGACUCUAUAAGGUACAUCUUUGUAGGAUCUUAUGUUUCCUGCUCUUUUGGGUUCGGGCAUAACCCUUGGUUAGCUCAGAGACCUGACAAAUGAAGCAUAGUUUGCAAUACACCGUCGAUAAUACCCACAAAAACCCAAAACAGAUUUCAGAGUCUUCAAGUCAGUAGGCUGUGGCUAGUUGGUGACUGCCUUAAUCUUCUGGUCAGGUGAAACGCCCUCUGUGGACAAAAUGUGUCCAAGAUGUUUGACCUUUGUCAAGAGAGAUCUUUAACCCAGCCUCUUCACGUCAGCCAAGUACUUUAGGAAGUCUCCCCUCGUGUUCUUCCAAAGAUUUGGCAAAAAAAUCAAAUCAUCAAGGUAAACAAGAAUUUGGAGCAGGUUCAUGUCACCAACUGUUUUUUUCCAUCAAGGAGGAUGUUUUUCCUUGUCUUCUUCAGCCAUGGCUAUUUGUUAAUAGCCACUUCUCAAGUCCAGUACUGAGAACCACCUGCUUCCAGACAAAGAGUCCAGUGCAACCAUUGCAAGAUGUGGUGUACUGAUCGGAAACAGUCCAACUACUCAAAACCGGUAGUCAAUACACAUCCUUAUGGUCAGUUGGUUGUGCACCUGGCAGUAGACCUCUAAGGUCCUUUGUAGUUUUCCACAAAUUAACCUGCAGCAGCAAGGUUAAUUUGCUUAUAAAGUCUUCAUCUGAAGCUGGGGCCUUAUCAGUGACUAUUAAUGACCAAGCUACUACACUCUCAGGAAAAAUCACCUCAGAUGGAACCUCUUACAGCAAUAAGGGCUUCCCUCAUUCACAUAAGACUGUCAGGCUGUUCAAUCUUGCAUUGAAAAUCCUUCCCCUAACUCGUUCCCUGCCCAAGCACUUGAUGGUCUGGAGAGUCUCUUUAAUUUGUGCUUUUCCAUAUCGUCUGAGACAAUAACCUGCAGUCCAUGAGCCACAUCUAAACCUUCCCCUCUGCACCACCUCUUCAGCUCAGAAACUAACUCUGUCUGCCAUGCUUAUUGUUUGGUUUUCCUCCAGUUUUUCUUUUUUCUAUCUAUUUUAACUUUACUGGGUACCCAAGACUAAUCCCUGCGGUGCCUCUAUUUUAUGUAGCAUGUCUACUCUCAAUAGUUGUAGAAAGUUUCGUAGGUCUUGGGCUGCUAUGUAAAAAACCUAAUCUCUCACAUUAGAACACUAGAAACAAAGUAAAGCCUGGAAUAUCACACAUUAACACUUUAGUUACAGUACAGUAACACUUUAGAAAUCUUUAGUGUGUGCUUUAGAUCACUAAAAUGAAAACAUCAAUGAAUCUGUUAGGAUUAAUUCAUAAUUUCCUGUUUUCAUGCAAAUUAAAUAAAGAAAUAAAUAUAAAAUACAAGUUAUAAAUGCUCUUUUCCCAAACUAUUGUGCUACACCACACGAUUUCACAUUUAAACACAAAUACUCUCAAUAUAUAGUUGUUGGAUAUGUUUUAGCUCAACUCAAAUGACAAAUUAGCUCAAUUGCAUUUUCUUUUCUACUUAAUAUUUUUUCUAUUCUCCUAAAUAAAAAUAACAUUUAUAAAUAAGUGUCAGAUUAUUUUAAAACCUGAUUCGAUGCUUGGGGUCGUUGAGACCAAAAACUCAGCGGUCGUUUUGCUCACAACAAUCCCUCAGAUCCAUGUUUAGCUGGUUAGCUAGCCCUUUCUGCUCGUGCAUGUUUCUCUCGCUGUACUGACAGCGGGGUCUCCGGAAGAUGCACCAACACUACGAAUUUCUUUUUGGUAUUCUCAGUCUCUCGGAAAGGUCCGUACUCAGUCGAUUCAUCUUGCUGACAAUCGAAAGUGUGAGAUUUUACAAACUUUAAGCACUUAACAUCAGAGCUUUCAUCUCAAAACUGCUCCGUUAGCCUGUUAGCAUUUCCCCUCGUGCUUCACGCUUUUCGUGCGUGCUCUCCGUCUUUGUCC